AUGGGCACCACCUCAGAGUCCGUGUGCGUCGCUGCGUACACCCCCAACUUCCGCGCAAUAGGGGAGGCAGUGGCGGGGAAGGACAUCUCCUUCUCGGCGGCCCGUAGCUCUUCCCGCAUCUGCUGCAGCUGCCUGUGGACAGCGACGAGCUCCACCUACCUGGCGGCCCUCUCUGCCGCGAUCGCGGCUUUGAGGGCGGCCACUGCGUCAUCUGUGGCAGCAGACAGACUGAGAGACCAAGGGACUGACAGGCCGACAGACAGGCCGACAGACAGGCCGACAGACAGGCCGACAGACAGGCCGACAGACAGGCCGACAGACAGGCCGACAGACAGGCAGACAGACAGGCCGACAGACAGACAGGCCGACAGACAGGCCGACAGACAGGCCGACAGACAGGCCGACAGACAGGCCGACAGACAGGCCGACAGACAGGCCGACAGACAGGCCGACAGACAGGCCGACAGACAGGCCGACAGACAGGCCGACAGACAGGCCGACAGACAGGCCGACAGACAGGCCGACAGACAGGCCGACAGACAGGACGACAGACAGGCCGACAGACAGACAGGCCGACAGACAGACAGGCCGACAGACAGACAGGCCGACAGACAGGCCGACAGACAGGCCGACAGACAGGCCGACAGACAGGCCGACAGACAGGCCGACAGACAGGCCGACAGACAGGCCGACAGACAGACAGGCCGACAGACAGACAGGCCGACAGACAGACAGGCCGACAGACAGGCCGACAGACAGGCCGACAGACAGACAGGCCGACAGACAGGCCGACAGACAGGCCGACAGACAGACGGGCCGACAGACAGACGGGCCGACAGACAGACAGGCCGACAGACAGACAGGCCGACAGACAGACAGGCCGACAGACAGACAGGCCGACAGACAGACAGGCCGACAGACAGACAGGCCGACAGACAGGCCGACAGACAGGCCGACAGACAGACAGGCCGACAGACAGACAGGCCGACAGACAGACAGGCCGACAGACAGACAGGCCGACAGACAGACAGGCCGACAGACAGACAGGCCGACAGACAGACAGGCCGACAGACAGACAGGCCGACAGACAGACAGGCCGACAGACAGGCUGACAGACAGGCGGACAGACAGGCGGACAGACAGGCGGACAGACAGGCGGACAGACAGGCGGACAGACAGGCGGACAGACAGGCGGACAGACAGGCCGACAGACAGGCGGACAGACAGGCGGACAGACAGGCGGACAGACAGGCGGACAGACAGGCGGACAGACAGGCGGACAGACAGGCGGACAGACAGGCGGACAGACAAACGGACAGACAGGCGGACAGACAGGCGGACAGACAGGCCGACAGGCAGACAGACAGACAGGCCGACAGACAGGCCGACAGACAGGCGGACUGA
Molecule: messenger RNA, 1404 nt
Organism: Schistocerca gregaria
Lineage: Eukaryota; Metazoa; Arthropoda; Insecta; Orthoptera; Acrididae
Product: zinc finger CCCH domain-containing protein 13-like
Exons: 3
Coding region: 1-1404 (467 amino acids)
Source: RefSeq, a predicted model, not a curated record